AUGACUGCUAUAGGAAUAAAAGGAAAGAUAAAGUCUUUGGUGGAUAUAGCUGAAGUUUGGUUUCAAAAUCGUCGUGCUAAAUGGCGUAAAACUGAAAAAUGCUGGGGACGCAGUACGAUUAUGGCAGAAUAUGGUCUUUAUGGUGCUAUGGUGCGACAUUCAUUGCCACUACCGGAAACUAUAAUCAAAUCAGCCAAAGAUAACGAUUCAGUGGCACCGUGGCUUCUAGGUAUGGAGAACAAAAGCAUGCAUCGUAAAUCAUUAGAAGCACAAGAUGCUUUGAAAGAUGAUUCUGGUGUCAGUGAUCACGAAGAAUCUGCUGGCUCAAAAUCGAAUGACGAAAAUCGUCGCUUAAGCUCUUCAACUGAAUCAUUAAAUGUUGUUAGCCCAGGACCGCAAAUAUUGCAUCAUAAUUCUUCUAAUGCUACAACACCAACUGCUACCUCCUCGUCUUCACCACAUACGCCACACAUCGAUCUUAGUAGUCCUUCACCAACCUCACAACAACAAAUGCAGCAAACUUUACAUUCACAUUCUACGCAAUCAUCACACCAAACCCCGCAACACCAUAAUAUUCAUCAUUUUCAGCAUACAUCAUUACCUCCACCUAAUGCACAUCCUUCGUAUCAUCCAUUGUUGGAUGCAGCAAAUGCAAGCGCUGGUGCUGCAUCAAGUAAGGAAUUUCAUAUGAUUAUGAAUACCGCUGUAGCCGCAGCAGCAGCUGCUGCUGCUGGUAGUCAUCAUUCUGCUCAUGGAACUAGUGGUGGUCCAUAUACACAUGAACAAUCGGAUCCCGAUGCAUUUAGGUGGGUGCAUGCAAACACCAAUGGAAUUGAAUAUGAUAAAGAACGAUUUUCAACAAUACGAAACAAUUCCAUCGCCUGUUUACGUGCCAAAGCGCAAGAACAUCAAGCACGUCUGCUUAACAGUGGCCUAUUCUUGCAGGUACGUUCUUUUGCUGGCCUACAAAAUUCAACAUUGAACUCACCAAGCCACACUGCAUUAAUUAAUAAUAGCACAACAAACAACAACAACAACAGCAACAGCAUCAACAACAAUAAUUGUGAUAUGAAAAUUAAUUGCAAUAACAAUAAUGAAGAGCGUUGCCCACCCAACGCUGUAACCAUGUGCGCCAAUUCUAAUAGCAAAAAUAACAACAACAAUAAUGAUUUGUGCUUUGCAAAUGGCGUACAAACAUCACAACAACAACAACAGCAACAACCACAACAACAAUUUAAAAUGGAGCCCAUUUCGAGUCAAACAUGCGGCGAACUUUGAUAUUAAAGCUAAAAACAAAAAGCAAAGCAAAGUCAAACAAAGUAAAACAAAAUCAAGCAAAAGAAAGCAAAG
Messenger RNA from Teleopsis dalmanni, 1350 nucleotides. Its product is annotated as type-2 histone deacetylase 1-like. Gene Ontology annotation, cellular component: nucleus. Lineage: Eukaryota; Metazoa; Arthropoda; Insecta; Diptera; Diopsidae. Bases 1 to 1278 code for a protein of 425 amino acids. The transcript is spliced from 4 exons. Gene Ontology annotation, molecular function: sequence-specific double-stranded DNA binding. The record is from RefSeq and is a predicted model, not a curated record. Gene Ontology annotation, biological process: regulation of transcription by RNA polymerase II.